This is a messenger RNA of Odobenus rosmarus divergens (Pacific walrus), 1286 nucleotides long. RefSeq names its product homer homolog 2 (Drosophila) (gene HOMER2). The coding region runs from base 165 to 1160 and encodes 331 amino acids. Gene Ontology annotation, molecular function: G protein-coupled glutamate receptor binding. The record is from RefSeq and is a predicted model, not a curated record. Gene Ontology annotation, cellular component: postsynaptic density; plasma membrane; dendrite. NCBI's taxonomy places the organism in Eukaryota, Metazoa, Chordata, Mammalia, Carnivora, Odobenidae. Gene Ontology annotation, biological process: regulation of store-operated calcium entry; G protein-coupled glutamate receptor signaling pathway. The transcript is spliced from 10 exons.
GGCAACAGCAGCGGCAGCCGCGCAGCCCCGCGGAAUGGAGCGGCGCCGGGGCUGAGCCGGGCGCGCACGGGCCGCCGCAUGUGCCGCGCGGGGAGCGGCUGCGGAGCGCGCGGGGAACGAGCGCCAGAGGGCCCGUCGGAGCGGCCGCCGGAGCAGCGCCGGAGAUGGGAGAACAGCCCAUCUUCACUACGCGGGCGCAUGUCUUCCAGAUUGACCCCAGCACCAAGAAGAACUGGGUACCUGCUAGCAAGCAGGCAGUCACCGUUUCCUACUUCUACGAUGUCACCAGGAAUAGCUAUCGCAUCAUCAGCGUGGAUGGAGCCAAGGUGAUUAUAAACAGCACCAUCACACCCAAUAUGACCUUCACCAAGACGUCGCAGAAGUUUGGGCAGUGGGCUGACAGCAGAGCCAACACGGUGUUUGGCCUGGGGUUCUCCUCGGAGCAGCAGCUGACAAAGUUUGCAGAGAAAUUUCAGGAGGUGAAAGAAGCUGCCAAACUAGCCAGAGACAAGUCCCAGGAGAAAAUUGAGACCUCGAGCAAUCAUUCCCAGGUGUCCAGUGUCAACGGGACAGACGAUGAAAAGGCCUCUCAUGUGGGUCCUGCUGACGCACACCUCAAGUCUGAGAAUGACAAGCUGAAGAUCGCCUUGACACAGAGUGCCGCCAAUGUGAAGAAAUGGGAGAUGGAACUGCAGACCCUGCGGGAGAGCAACGCCCGGCUGACCACGGCGCUGCAGGAGUCGGCCGCCAGCGUGGAGCAGUGGAAGAGGCAGUUCUCCAUCUGCCGCGAUGAGAACGACCGGCUCCGGAACAAGAUUGACGAGCUGGAGGAGCAGUGCAGCGAGAUAACCAGAGAGAAGGAGAGGAACACGCAGCUCAAGAGGAGAAUCGAGGAGCUGGAGUCAGAACUACAGGAGAAAGAGACAGAGUUGAAAGACCUCCGCCAACAAAGUGAAAUCAUACCUCAGCUCGUGUCAGAGUGUGAAUACGUCUCUGAGAAGUUAGAGGCGGCAGAGAGAGACAAUCAGAACCUGGAGGAGAAGGUGCGUUCCCUCAAGACGGACAUUGAGGAGAAGCCUUGUGAAAAGUGGUCCCCCAGGCCACACAGACCCCUGGUGCACCUGGCAGGAGGCCAGACUGUGGGACAUUUUGGCAGAUGAUUGACAGGUCUGAUGAUAUGCAGCUGUGGGGAAUGUGUUACUGUUUUUACCCUCUUGUACCGCUUUGAAUAUAAAGUCCUGACUUCAAAUAAAUUGUUGUAGCAAUGUCUUGUGAUAUAAUAGCCC